CAGCGCUAUGAAGACAGUAUAGGGUUAGUAGAGGAACACUUCAGGCAUUUCCAUCGAGUUAGACGCUCUACAGGUCAGCUCAAAAGGCAAACAUGGGUGUUUACAAUGAAAAGGGGGAAACUGUUGAUGAAUCCAAAAACUGCGCCAUGUUACCUCCAGAUAAACCUAACGCUCCUCACCACCGAAGCAGGGCUUGCAAGACAGUUCCAUAUGAUGAGGUGGUGUUUGCAGUUGGAGGCUGGAGUAUAAAUGACCCUGCAUCCCGAGUGGAGUGUUACUACCCCCAGAUCCAUGAGUGGAAGGUGAGGGCACCAAUGGUGAAACGCCGGCGCGACGUGGCUGUUGCUGUACUUGGUGACAUGAUAUAUGCUGUGGGAGGUCACGAUGAAAUAUCCUGCACCAGCAGUGUUGAAAGGUACGACCCCAAAUCAAACACGUGGAGCAAUGAUGUGGCCUCAUUGAGCAGUGGGCGCAGUGGCGUGGGGUUGGCUGCUAUGGGAGGGUAUCUCUACGCCAUCGGUGGAUAUGAUGGCAUCACCUGCAUGAACAUGGUGGAGAGAUAUGAUCCUCAAGUGAAUAUGUGGUUUAAAGUUGCUCCAAUGAGCUCCAGACGCAAAGGGGCUGCAGUGGCUGUGUUAGAUGGGUACCUGUAUGCCAUCGGAGGCUCUGACGAGGAUUCAGCUCUUAACACAGUGGAGCGUUACAAUCCCACGGAGGACUGCUGGUCUCAUAGCCCCUGCAUGGGGGCUUGGAGAGAGAAUCCAGGCUGCUGUGUGUUUCAGGGUAUGAUCUACAUUGCAGGGGGGCGUGAUGAAGUGCUCCAGCUCUGCACUGCCGAGCGCUUCGAUCCACAAAACAACAGCUGGUCUCUGGUCAAACCAAUGAGGUGCAAACGAAACCAGGUGGGUCUUGCAGUUGUUGGUGGAAUUCUGUUGGCUGUUGGUGGUUUCGAUGGAACCACUUACCUGAAAUCAGUUGAAGCGUAUAGCUUGGAGACAAACACAUGGAGACACUAUGGGAGUAUGAAGUGCAAGCAUCCAGGAGGUGGAGUCUGUGUGGUGAAGAUGGAGCAGUGCGAUUCUUUGAUCUCCUGAACAGAGCUAGGGAAUGAAAACACGCAAGAAGAUUCACUUUAAGAGUCUAAUAUCAGACCUUGCAUACUUGCAUAGUUUCCACUGUAUUUGUACGAUGAAUAAAGAGAUCACUAUUGUGCAUCACCCCCAUGGUUACAAUACCAGCUGGAUAGCAUAGAGCUAAAGGCUGGCGGUAUUAAGAUCUGCUGCUUUUUAGAUCAUUAAAAUACUCAAAUGUGACCUAUUAUCGGAAUUUAAUUAUAUACUGUAUAUUUUUUUCUUUGUAAAUUAGGUCAUAAAUGUGUUAAUACUUUUGAAGUAUUCUCGCUAAUCGGAACUACUCGAUACGAGACCCUGUUCACAUUAGUAAUUUGAGCAGUGCUCACUGUAACCUGAGCCACACUUUCACUGAAGGUAUCAAUACGCACAAGCUUGAAUAAACAUUUGAACUGUAUCUGAAGUAGCCCAAAAGCAUUUCCAGAACAAUGUAUCACAGUCCAUCACCUGCGAGACCUCAGCCAAAAACCUGCUUUGGGCUGAGGUCUCGCUGCUGAUGUACUGCUAUAUAUUUGUUCUGCACAGGCCAGGCCCCCUUCUGACCCUUUGAGGAGAACACUACGCACAGCAGCCUAUUUUUUCACAGAAACGGCUACAGUACCAAUACUUGCAGAAAUGAACUAGUCUAUUGCCUUGUUUGUGUUUUUUACAUGACUACCAACUACUCCAAUGUUGCUCAUUUUGAGGUAUUUUUACAUCAGCAAAGUAUUUUAAUGUGAGCACCACGUUUAAACAGCUCCAGUCUUCAGUACGUUGUUUAGCAUCGGUGAUAAAUAUCAAAGACGAUAUUGUUUAAACACGGUGCUCACAUUAUAACAUGUAUGCAAAAUAGUGAAAAAUGUACUUGAAAUGAGCAAAACUGUACUUCUGGUACUAGUUACAUAGGUUGCUAUUAAAAUCAAUGAAAUACUCGUGUAUAUGUGCAAAUUUCGAAGAAACACUAAUAUAGCAAACAUGCUUAUUCAUUUGAAAAAUUAUAUUUGGUUUUAUAUAUA
Polyodon spathula (Mississippi paddlefish) is the source of this 2125-nucleotide messenger RNA. Its product is annotated as kelch-like protein 20. Lineage: Eukaryota; Metazoa; Chordata; Actinopteri; Acipenseriformes; Polyodontidae. The record is from RefSeq and is a predicted model, not a curated record. The transcript is spliced from 8 exons. Gene Ontology annotation, molecular function: protein binding. Bases 93 to 1094 code for a protein of 333 amino acids.